This is a messenger RNA of Trifolium pratense (red clover), 824 nucleotides long. RefSeq lists its product as uncharacterized. The record is from RefSeq and is a predicted model, not a curated record. Lineage: Eukaryota; Viridiplantae; Streptophyta; Magnoliopsida; Fabales; Fabaceae. The transcript has 4 exons. The coding region runs from base 151 to 675 and encodes 174 amino acids.
UGUUUUAUUCAUGCUAUACCUCUUCCGUUAUACAUGUGAACCUGAAACGCUGAAACCAAUCAAAAACAUUGUUGUAUUGUAUCAUCUCUUUUAUUGGAACUAAUCUUAGGUUUUUUCCAACAUUAAAUUUUACAUUAAGGAAAAACAAAAAUGGUUGCUUAUGGUUCUGUUCACAACUUUAGUUCUAUCCCAAGUUGCUGUCAAAAUCGAAUCUUGGCUCCUGCCCAUUAUCAAUUUCGUUCACCCAAUUCAAUUUUGAAGUUAAAGAAACAAACUUUCCUCUCAAACACUCAAUUCACGAUUUCUAGAACUCAGAAACCUCGCUCCAGUUUUGUAGUUUAUGCAGCACAGUCCAAUAUUUCUAAAGUUCUGCAGAAUGCAUGGAGAGUUGGUAAGGAUGGAAUUGACGCAGGCACAAAUCUUGUUCCGAAUUCUGUACCGAGACCAAUAGCAAGGAUUGCAGUAACUUUUGUGGCUUUGAGUGCUGUGCUUUUUGUAUUCAAGUCUCUCCUCUCUACAGCUUUCUUUAUAUUGGCUACCAUAGGACUUGCAUACUUCGCAUACCUAGCAUUCAAUAAAGAUGAAGGACCACGUAGUGGGAAUGGAGGAACUACAACCAAACCUAUGGAUGAUCCUGUGGAAGAGGCUAAUAGGAUAAUGGAUAAGUACAAGUAGCGGAAUUAGAGUAAGUUAUUUUGAACCACUCAAUUUCUACAUUAUACAUGUUAGAUGUAAAGUUUUAAUACUCUUGGUGUUAAUGAGAAAGGAAAAGAAAACUUUGAUAGUAUGGAAUUGUCAUCAUAUAUGCAAAUGUUGAUUUUUCA